AUGUCUUCCUCAUUCAAGAAGACAAUGUCAUCAGCACCCACCACACCAGAAAUGGUGCAGCCAGGAGAAAUCGGGACCCUUAUCCAUCAGUCACAAUCACCAGCAUCCAAUGGUGACCAGAGAAAUUUGGAAGAGCUGAAAAAUGGGGCUGAUCUUUCCCUAGUUUGCAUUCUAGAAGCUCUCCUUAGGAGACUCGAUGGGGCGCAGUAA
Prunus armeniaca (apricot) is the source of this 210-nucleotide messenger RNA. The record is from the annotation of a GenBank genome assembly. Lineage: Eukaryota; Viridiplantae; Streptophyta; Magnoliopsida; Rosales; Rosaceae.